Messenger RNA from Epinephelus lanceolatus (giant grouper), 1220 nucleotides. RefSeq names its product mitochondrial ribosomal protein L10 (gene mrpl10). Lineage: Eukaryota; Metazoa; Chordata; Actinopteri; Perciformes; Serranidae. The record is from RefSeq and is a predicted model, not a curated record.
CCGAGAUGACAGUGAAUGCAGCACUUGUGCCUUCGUCACUUCCUGAACAACAUCUUCCUGUUAGAAAUGGCGGCGACCUUGUGUGUGAAAUUACUACCGAAACAGGGAUGGCUUCCCCUGACACAGAGUGUUCGGCACGGCUCCAAAGCCGUGACACGCCACAUGCGACCAAUGCACUUCCUCAAACAGAAGCUCAUGGCUGUCACACAGUACGUUCCUCCCAAACGGGUCAUUCCUCGAGGAGCCUAUCCAUCCAAGAGCAAACACAUGCAGGAGGAUAGUCCGUUCAUGUUAAUGAUGAAGAGGAAUGUGAAAGCCGUGUUCCAGGAGUCUAAGAUGAUCGCUGUGGUCCAGAACAACGGCAGUAACUCUGAGGACAUGAUGAUUCUCAGACACAGACUUCAUAAACAUGGCAUCACUGUCAAGUUCUUCCCCAACCAGGUGAUGCGGUCCUUCCUAAAAGACAGUGUUUACUCCAACAUGGCUCCUCUGUUCCUCUGUCCCACAGUUCUGUUUGUGAGUAAAGAGACAAAAGUGAAGGAGAUGCUGGUGACUCUGAGGGGCAGCCCACAGAUGACACUCCUGGGAGCCUGUAUAGACAACACGUUGCUGAGUGCACAGGGGGUGGUGAACUACUCCAAACUAUCCUCAAUGACCGUCGUCCAGGGCGAACUGGUCGGCGGGUUGACAAUGCUGACCUCCCAAACAGCCUCCAUGCUGCACCGCCAGCCAGCCCACCUGUCCGCCCUCCUGCAGCAGUAUGUCAAACAGCAGAGCUCGGAGAGCGGCGCAGAGGAAGCGUCUAAAGCAGAGGAGGCCUCGUAGAGCUGCGGAGGGAAUGACUGGGACCUUCACCUUGCAGAUUUCCAGCUGCUUGGAAUUACGAGGGACGGAUGGGUUGGAUGCAUAUUUAGAAUUUGUUGUAAAUCAGCACCAAAGUUCCACUUCAAACUUUUAAGAUUCGUCCUAAAAAAAAGUUGGUGGCCACGAUCUUAAAGUUUGACUGGAGCUAAAUUCAACUCAGUCAUUCAAUGUGCAUCCACCUGUGGGAGCAGUGAGGCUGCUGUGAACGAAGGAGUCUGCAGACUUGACUGAUUUUAGUGCAUCUCGACCUGUCAGUGGAAGUCUUGGAUGGACAGUGCUGCGAAAAUGUCAGUGUCACCCAAGCAAUACAUUUAUUUAAGGAUAUAGUCACACAUGAAUAAAAUAUUUCAAUACAG